GCUCAUUCGCUGCCCGCAGACAGUUCCGGAGCGCAAGUAGCCGGUCGAUUUGAUCUAGUGAGUGAACGUGUGAUUGUGGUGUCCGCGCGUUAAGUGAAGUAAUGGACUGAUCGUGAUUAUUUCUUUUUGUUAUUGUUGGCGUCUUCAUCUCACCAUGAUGAAUGGAAAGCUACAUGCGGCAGAACAUCUGCCGAAUGCAGAAGAUCUGUUAAAUCCAUUUGUACACCGCCUCGAACUGUCAACAACGUACGACAAAAUUAAGACUGGUGUGCUGACGGUGGCGGUGCUGCCGUUCCGCGUGGCGGCCAUCAUGGUGCUGCUGGUGCUGGCGUGGCUACUGGCGUGCGUGGGCCUGCUGGGGCUCUCCGAGGACGACCUGCGCUCCAGGCCCAUGACCGGCUGGCGGCGCAAUGCGCGUGCUGUGAUCUGCUGUGUGAUGAGGGGUCUCUUCCUGUGUGGAGGAUUCCACUGGGUGACGGUGAAGGGAAAACAGGCGACGGCUAAGGAAGCGCCCGUCCUGGCAUUAGCGCCGCAUUCCUCCUACUUUGAUGCGUUGCCAGUUGUAUAUCUGGGUGCUCCGAGUAUUGUUGCAAAGGGCGAGACUGGACACUUGCCCUUCUUUGGAAAGCUGAUAAACUAUACACAGCCUGUGUAUGUGUGGAGGGAGGAUCCUAACUCGAGACAAAACACCAUCAAGGAGAUCAUCGAGAGAGCCACCUCAGAUCUCGACUGGCCACAGGUGCUCAUAUUCCCGGAAGGAACAUGUACAAACAGAUCAUGUCUAAUCACAUUCAAACCAGGAGCUUUCUACCCAGGAGUACCUGUGCAGCCUGUCUGUCUACGUUAUCCAAACAAACUUGACACAGUUACUUGGACCUGGGAAGGACCAGGAGCGUUAAAACUGCUGUGGCUUACUCUCACACAAGUUCACAGUAGCUGUGUCAUAGAAUUUCUGCCUGUCUACCAUCCAAAUGAAGAUGAGAAGAGAGAUCCAAAACUUUACGCCAAUAAUGUACGGAAAUUAAUGGCAAGGGCUCUUGGCAUACCCAUGUCAGAUUAUACAUAUGAUGAUUGCCGUCUUAUAACAAGAGCUAAAAGGCUCAAUAUACCAGGAGCUGCUGGCUUGCUUGAAGUUCAGAAGCUAAGGGGACGGCUUGGGUUAGUGAAUUCAGAUGCUGAAGAAAAGAUUCUGUCUGAGCACAGGCAUCUUUUCAGCAAAGAAGGUGGCAAAAUCUCCUAUAAGCAAUUUGCAAAGUUACUCGGUAUAGAGCCCAGUGAUGGUCAUCUUCAGCAGCUCUUCUGCCUAUACGAUAAGGAAUCCUCUGGAGUCAUUGAUGUCAGGGAAUACAUUUUUGAAGUGUUGGUGAUAUCAAAGGCAAAGAAAACAUCAGACAUUAUCCCUAUAGUUUUCCAGGUGUUCGGUUCAGGGGAAGAUGGCAGUUUAAGCCAGUCAGAUCUGCCUGGUGUACUGCAACAUACAUUGGGUAUGGCACCCAUGGAGGUUGCUCAGCUCUGCAGCCAUCUGGACAAGACUGGCAAAGCUCAUAUCUCACACGAUGAACUUACAAAAUUUCUGCAGCACAAGUCGGAUUGCACAGGACUCUUCAGUAGUAACCAGUGGAAUCUAAAGAACAGUUUGAGCACGGAAUGUCUAUUGAGUACAGGAAGUAGUAAAACAGAAUGA
Molecule: messenger RNA, 1684 nt
Organism: Schistocerca cancellata (South American locust)
Lineage: Eukaryota; Metazoa; Arthropoda; Insecta; Orthoptera; Acrididae
Gene: LPCAT
Product: lysophosphatidylcholine acyltransferase
Exons: 11
Coding region: 155-1684 (509 amino acids)
Source: RefSeq, a predicted model, not a curated record